UUGCAUGCGGACGAGUCAGAUAAAUGGAUGCACGAGGCAUGUCCAGAAAGAAAGUUCCGAUUGCGCAUUGAGUCCGCGCAGAUUACCCGCGCCCUCUUCGAUGAUCGUGUAGGUUAUAUCACCUCCAGCUGUUAUUCAUUCCAAUUAAUGAUAAUCUCAUUUUCGACCUGAAAUGAGCAAGAGAAUCGAAAAUCCCACAAGCUUCGAGAUACGUUCGGUAAUCAAAUUUUUGAACGCGAAGAAUGUACGACCUGCGGAGAUCUGUCGACAGGUGUGCGAAGUGUACGGGGAGAACGUUAUGAGCGAUGGGAUGGUGAGGAGGUGGUGCAGGAUGUUCAGCAAGGGCAGAUCGAACGUAGAGAACGACGAGAGAAGCGGUCGUCCUUCGUUGGUCACCGACGAUUUGCUGGAGCAGGUGAAGAGCAGGAUCGUGGAGAACAGAAGAAUCACGAUGACCGAACUGAGCAAACAUUUCCCGCAGAUUUCACGUUCUCUGCUUCACGAAGUCGUCAGGGAACACUUGCAGUUUAACAAAGUCUGCUCCAGAUGGGUCACCUCGGAUGAGAAUAAUUCACUUGGAAGUCCGAAAUCUGCGAAGAAAGAACACAGCGAACCGGAGGAAUUUGUAGUCAUCAAAAGCGACAAGGAUCACGUUUAUAAAUACGACAAAAAGAACAAAACCAGAAAAAUUGCUGCGACUGAAAUCAAGGUUGAACGCAAAGAGGUUGAUGAAAAUCAAUCAACGGAUGCAAUUAACCAAAGGCUUUUCGAUGGAAACACACCGACUUCGAGAACAGAAGAUCUUAGUAAUACCAGUAAAAAGCAGGAUUUGAGCGAAGUUUGCGUCAAAGUCGAAUGUGAAGAUCAAGAAGUAAAAGAAACGUCCGUCCAGUCAUCAGGUUUAAGUUCGGUAACGAUUCAACAUCACGAUGUUAAUUGUAUGCCCGAAGAUCUUAGUAUACAAAGUAACAUUUCUGAAGUGAAUAUUAAAAUUGAAUGCGAGGACGCAUGUGUUGAAUCCGCACAGGACCUGUCUGCUCCAAGUAUACCAAAAUCAGUUGUCAGCAAAGCGAAUGAAACGCAAAACAUGAUACUGGCAGAUGACAUAAAGAUUGAAUACGAAGAAGUGGAUGUGAGACCUACCGCUCAAACAUCCUUACUAACUUCAGUGGCUAAAGUGCCUAGAGACCAAAUGGAAUUUAAUAUAGCGAUGAGCAGUGAAAAAUCUGAUGAAUAUAAUAACCUAAUGUACGAUUAUCAAGUGGUGGAAACGCCGGGACAGAGGAAGCAGAGGUUGAACAGGGAGAGGGUGAAUCGUUGGAGAGCGAGACAGAGUCAGGAGACGCUGGAUCGUUUGCGGCAGAAGGACCUCGAGAGGCACGCCGUGAGUCGAGCCUACGAAAGCCAGGAAGCUCGCUUGGCGAGGAGAAAAAGAAACGCGGCAUCUGCAGCUCGCAGAAGACGGGCCCGGAUGUUGAACUCUUCUCAAAGUACAGAAGACAACAAUCCUUCUAACGAAUACGAAGUCCUUAAUCUUAAUCUUACUCCUGCUAAAUUAACGACAACGAGUUGGCCCUUCGUCGACCCAGACAAAAUGAUUGAUAGCAGCCCACUAAUUCAAGCACCCUUAAAUUUCGGUUUAAAGAUCGACGAUUUAGAUAAUCCGACGAACGACGAUGAUUUGCGGAUUAAAAUUGAAGACAUAAAGGAGUUCCUGUGAUGAAAUUUUGCAUGCAAGCAAAUAACCUGUGCAAAU
Nicrophorus vespilloides is the source of this 1756-nucleotide messenger RNA. RefSeq lists its product as uncharacterized. Bases 173 to 1720 code for a protein of 515 amino acids. Lineage: Eukaryota; Metazoa; Arthropoda; Insecta; Coleoptera; Silphidae. The record is from RefSeq and is a predicted model, not a curated record. The transcript has 9 exons.